Haemorhous mexicanus (house finch) is the source of this 1391-nucleotide messenger RNA. RefSeq names its product CaM kinase like vesicle associated (gene CAMKV). Bases 12 to 1391 code for a protein of 459 amino acids. The transcript has 10 exons. The record is from RefSeq and is a predicted model, not a curated record. Gene Ontology annotation, biological process: peptidyl-serine phosphorylation. Gene Ontology annotation, molecular function: calmodulin binding; calcium/calmodulin-dependent protein kinase activity; ATP binding. Gene Ontology annotation, cellular component: intracellular anatomical structure. Lineage: Eukaryota; Metazoa; Chordata; Aves; Passeriformes; Fringillidae.
CGGGCCCUGCGAUGCCGUUUGGCUGCGUGACGCUGGGAGACAAGAAAGAUUAUAACCAGCCGUCUGAGGUGACCGACAGAUAUGACCUGGGCCAGGUCAUCAAAACGGAGGAGUUCUGUGAAAUCUUCCGGGCCAAGGAGAAGACGACGGGGAAGUUUUACACCUGCAAGAAGUUUCUGAAGCGGGAUGGGCGGAAAGUGCGGAAGGCAGCCAAAAACGAGAUCAUCAUCCUCAAAAUGGUGAAGCACCCCAACAUCCUACAGCUGGUGGAUGUCUACAUCACCCGCAAGGAAUAUUUCAUCUUCCUGGAGCUGGCCACUGGCCGGGAGGUCUUCGACUGGAUCCUGGACCAGGGCUACUACUCAGAGAAGGACACCAGCAAUGUCAUCCGGCAGGUGCUGGAGGCUGUUGCCUACCUGCACUCACUCAAGAUUGUCCACAGAAACCUCAAGCUGGAGAACCUGGUGUACUAUAAUCGCCUGAAGAACUCCAAGAUCGUCAUCAGUGACUUCCACCUGGCCAAGCUGGAGAACGGGCUCAUUAAGGAGCCCUGUGGCACCCCUGAGUACCUGGCUCCGGAGGUGGUGGGGCGGCAGCGGUACGGGCGGCCGGUGGACUGCUGGGCCAUCGGCGUCAUCAUGUACAUCCUCCUCUCGGGAAACCCCCCUUUCUACGAGGAGGCAGACGAGGAUGACUAUGAGAACCACGACAAGAACCUCUUCCGCAAAAUCCUGGCUGGGGACUAUGAGUUCGACCCGCCGUACUGGGAUGACAUCUCGCAAGCGGCUAAGGAGCUGGUGACACGUCUGAUGGAGGUGGAGCAGGACCAGAGGAUCACAGCAGAGGAGGCCAUCUCCCAUGAGUGGAUCUCUGGGAAUGCUGCCUCUGACAAGAACAUCAAGGAUGGUGUCUGUGCCCAGAUCGAGAAGAACUUCGCCCGCGCCAAGUGGAAGAAAGCUGUGCGAGUGACCACGCUCAUGAAACGCCUGCGGGCGCCCGAGCAGACGGAGACGGCGGCAGCCUCGGCCCCAGCAGCGACACCGGCUCCGGCAGCGGCUCCAGCCGCGGCAGCGACCCCGGCCCCGGCAGCAACUCCAGCCUCGGCAGCUACCCCGGCCCCGGCGGCGACCCCGGCCCCGGCGGCGACCCCGGCCACCGCCCCGGCUCCCGCCGCCGCGGCCGCGGAGCCCGCGGCUACAGAGCCCGCCACCGACACGGCCCCGGCCCCGGCCCCCGCCGCGGAGCCCGCAGCCUCCUCUGCCACCGCCCCGGAGCCCGCAGCCCCCGGCACGCCGCCCGCCGCCGCGCAGCCCCCGGCCCCCGGUACGCCGCCCGCCACAUGUACCGAGGUCGGGGCCGCCGCCGAGCCCCCCAGCGAGCAGAGCGGCUGA